Molecule: messenger RNA, 1293 nt
Organism: Indicator indicator
Lineage: Eukaryota; Metazoa; Chordata; Aves; Piciformes; Indicatoridae
Gene: IPCEF1
Product: interaction protein for cytohesin exchange factors 1
Exons: 10
Coding region: 1-1293 (430 amino acids)
Source: RefSeq, a predicted model, not a curated record
AUGGAAGAUGAUGGCAACUCUCUUGUUCCCUUGCGUCAGAAGACAAAAAAGAAAAGUCAAGGGUUCUUUAUAAUGAGCCGACGGAGGAUAUCGUGUAAAGAGCUGGGACAAGCUGAUUGCCAAGGAUGGCUGUAUAAAAAGAAGGAAAAAGGAGCUUUUAUUGGCAACAAAUGGAAAAAGUUCUGGUGUGUGCUCAAGGAGUCCUCUUUGUAUUGGUACAGCAGUCAGCUGGCUGAAAAAGCAGAAGGAUUCAUCAGACUUCCAGAUUUCAGUGUAGACCGAGCAAUUGAAUGCAAAAAAAAGCAUGCUAUUAAAAUCAGCCACCCACAGAUCAAGACAUUUUAUUUUGCGGCAGAAAAUGUGCUGGAAAUGAACACAUGGCUAAGUAAGCUGGGGAUGGCUGUAGACCCUCAAGCAUCCAAUGAAAAGAAUGAGGAAGAAUGCUACAGUGAAAGUGAACACGAUGAUCCAGAAAUAACAGACACUCCACCACCUCCCUACACAGCUGAGCCACCACCUCCUCCUUCGGUAAGUCAGGAUCAGCAGAAGUCUUCUUUCACCUCGACUCUGUCAAGUGAAGCAUCUUGUUCUCUCUCCUCUCCUGAAAAUACUUUCAAUUCCCAAGAGUCAUCUUCUUCCUUGUCCAAUGUAGCUCAUUCCAAGAGGCAGUCCUGGCUUGACCUAGUUAACAGCUCUGGCACAGAAGAGGGUGAUCAACCUUUAACUUUCUGCGUACAGAUUCACUCUGAUGAGCUACCAGAAGCAGACUGUGGAGAAGCAGCAGAAAGCCAGGAGGUCCAGCUUUCCAAACCCACUGGUGGAUUGUCAAACUCUUUUUUAGGUCCAGAUGCACCUUGUCUAGCUGUGUCAGAUGCAACAGAACAGAGAUCACCAGCCAAAGAUCAGGAAAAAUGUGAUGAUGAUGAGAUGGAGCGACUUUACAAGUCGUUAGAACAAGCAAGCUUGUCUCCCAUUGGCGACCGUCGUCUGUCAACAAAGAAGGAGCUUAGGAAGUCAUUUAUCAAACGCAGCAAAAACCCCUCCAUUAAUGAGAAACUGCACAAAAUUCGAAUGCUGAACAGCACAUUAAAGUGUAAAGAGCAUGACCUGGCCACAAUUAACCAGUUGCUAGAAGACCCAAAGUUGACGGCAAUAAAGUACAGAGAGUGGAGAAACACAAACAUCAUGCUGGUCCAAGAUAUUCACCAGCAUCAGGGGGUCCAGGAUGCAUCCACAGAAAACAGUGAGGAGCAAGAGAUGACUCCACAGCCUAUCACUGAAAGUGCUAUCUGA